Molecule: messenger RNA, 558 nt
Organism: Labeo rohita (rohu)
Lineage: Eukaryota; Metazoa; Chordata; Actinopteri; Cypriniformes; Cyprinidae
Gene: rps29
Product: ribosomal protein S29
Exons: 3
Coding region: 93-263 (56 amino acids)
Biological process (GO): translation
Cellular component (GO): cytosolic small ribosomal subunit; ribosome
Molecular function (GO): structural constituent of ribosome; zinc ion binding
Source: RefSeq, a predicted model, not a curated record
GGAAGCGCUCCGUGCCGUAGAAGCAGCGCGUCUUUUUUGCGCCUGCGCACAAGCUCGACUUCCUUUUCGACAUCCCGAUCGAGAGAGACGAGAUGGGCCAUCAGCAGCUCUACUGGAGUCACCCGAGAAAAUACGGCCAGGGAUCCCGAUCCUGCCGGGUUUGCUCAAACAGACACGGUCUGAUCCGCAAAUACGGACUCAACAUGUGCCGUCAGUGCUUCAGACAGUACGCUAAAGAUAUUGGCUUUGUCAAGCUGGACUAAAUUUAUAGACGGCCGAACUUCCAUGAUGUGAGGUCGACGUCCUCCCGCGCACCAUCCUGACAUGGAGUUACUGUGGAAAACUCAAUAAACAUUUUUUUGUUUCUGUUAAGAAGUUGCAGUGUUUUCCUUUAUUAUAGAAGGGUUAUGAACUGAAAAUUCAGUAAAUCAAUGGAUUAUUAGCUUUGUUUUUUAUAAUUUUCAUAAGCAUUGAUUGGGAACACCUAAACAUGCAUCUGGAGAAGGUCUUGGUUAAUGAUGCUUGUCUAAAGUUGAAAUAAAAAUGAGUUUGGUUGCA